Molecule: messenger RNA, 2519 nt
Organism: Drosophila elegans
Lineage: Eukaryota; Metazoa; Arthropoda; Insecta; Diptera; Drosophilidae
Gene: Vajk1
Product: proline-rich protein 4
Exons: 3
Coding region: 196-1326 (376 amino acids)
Source: RefSeq, a predicted model, not a curated record
GCAGUUGGCAUCAUUAAACCGUUAACCGUCGAACAGUCUACAGCCUAGAGUGUGCGGAACGUGUGGACUAGUGAUCAAUAAUAAACCCCCUCGAUAAAUCACGGGAUCAGUUCUCGCCCAGUUCUCGAGUCGCGUGCCACAAGACCUGGGAAAACGGAUUUUCAUUCCCGUCCAUCGAAGGAUAAACGCAGCAGCAUGAAGUUGAUGCGCACAGCGACAUCGCUGGCUUUGGUCCUGCUCCUGGCCACCAGCUACGCCAGAGCUGAGGACGAGAAGGCCGCCGCUCCCGCCGAGGAGAAGAAGGCCGAGCCGGAGGCCAAGGGAGCCGAGGCAGCGGCCAGCGAGGACACCACCAAGUCGAAACGCGGCCUGCACCACUACGAGGACUACCACCACCACCACGUGCCCCACUUCCCGGUGCACGAGGAGAAGACACUGACGGUGAUCAAGAAGGUGCCCGUGCCCGUGCCCAUCGAGAAGAUCGUGCACGUGCCGGUGGAGAAGCAUAUCCAUGUGCCCGUUAAGGUCAAGGUGCCCAAGCCCUAUCCCGUGAUCAAGCACAUUCCCUACGAGGUCAAGGAGAUCGUGAAGGUGCCCUACGAGGUGCCAGCGCCCUAUCCCGUGGAGAAGCAGGUUCAUGUGCCCGUCCACGUGCACUACGAUCGCCCAGUGCCAGUUAAGGUUCAUGUGCCCGCUCCUUAUCCAGUUGAAAAGAAAGUCCAUGUGCCCGUGAAGGUUCAUGUGCCCGCUCCCUAUCCCGUCGAGAAGAUUGUCCACUAUAAUGUGGAGAAGCAUGUGCAUGUGGACAAACCAUAUCCCGUGGAGAAGGUGGUCCACUAUCCCGUGAAGGUGCCCGUCGACAAGCCAGUGCCCCACUACAUUGACAAGCCAGUGCCCCACUAUGUGGACAAACCGGUGCCAGUGCCCGUGAUCAAGAAGGUGCCCGUGCCCGUCCAUGUGCCCUAUGACCGCCCCGUGCCCGUUCAUGUGGAGAAGCCAGUGCCGUAUGAGGUCAAGGUCCAUGUGCCCGCCCCCUAUCCGGUGAUCAAGGAAGUGCCCGUCAAGGUGGAGAAACACGUGCCCUAUCCCGUCAAGAUCCCCGUGGAGAAGCCCGUCCAUGUUCACAUCGAAAAGCACGUGCCGGAGUACCAUGAGAAGCACGUCACCUACAAGGAGCCCGAGUUCCACCACAAGCACAUCGAGGAGGACCACCACCACGCCCCCAUCCAUCACCACUCGCAUCACUCGCAUCCCAUUGUGGAGCAUGAGCACGAGGUGGAGCAUGAUUUUGCCUCUCAUGAUUAUCAUUCAUAUCACGGCUACUAAAUCGCUGAAUCGUCCUCUUCUCUCUUUCUCUUUCUCUCCUCUUCUUUCGCUUUUCUUUACAGCAUUGAGAAUGAACUGGGAUGGCAAGCUAAGACACUUCCAUUACCACAAUUUCCCAUGAAAAUAGAAAAACCGAAGCCCACACACACACACACACAUUACUGAACCAUUCCAUAUCAUGAACCAUGAACCACAUACCCAAACACACUUUGCUAUGCAGAACGUGAUAACCGACAGAGAUUCAGAGAAAUCAGAAAACACGACGAUUAACAGACGAAACUUAGCUUUUAGACCGAACUCUCUUCUAGCCCUAAGCCAUAAACAAAUCAAAACAAAAAAAAAAAGAAACGCAGAACUCAAAAGGAUACGAUUGAACAAAAACGUUGACGAAACCCGUGAGCACUGUGAAUGAGUGUAUUGUAAAGGAACCUUAGUUUUAGACUUUUAAGCGACACAUUUGGGCCGCACAGCCCACACAACAACCGAAAGAACACCAAAAACCCACGUCCCGCCCCUCCAAGACCUCCAACACUCGAUCGGAUACAGACAUACAGUUGCCAAAAUCCAGGAUACCAGGAUACGAUAGGAUAUCAGGAUAUCAGGAUAACCGGCUUGCUGUACUGCGACGACGAUGUGGAUCCUUGGAUGGACGGAAGCGACACCACCUGGGUGCAUCAUCGAUGUGGUUGCUGCUGCUGUUUUGUCCUCCAGCCGCGGCUCCUCCCUCUUCUGCUCUGGUCCACCCCGACUCGUGCACCCGGUCCGGUUCCCAAAUGAGAUCAAUGUAACCCGAUCCCGAUCCCAAAAGUGGGAUUAGGAAUCCAUCAGGAUACAGAUCCAGUUGUGUGCAGCGUCCCAGCGUUGUGAGCGUGUGAUAAGACUUCUGAUAGCGUUUAAGCCUGUGCGAUAUUCAAGAUAUAGGGAGACGCCUAUUUAAGUCAGUUUGUAAACGAUAAACGAACAUGUAUUGUAUUAGUUUUUGUAAUAUUCUUCGCUACCUAGUUUGUAAAAUACGUCUAUUGUAAUGUUGCUUGUUCGCAUAAGCAGACGAAACGGAUUUAUAAAAAGUACUUAAUUUACCAAAUAUUUUCUGACUCUGUGUAAAAAAGUUAACAACAAAAAAAUCUCAUACAAAAUGAAGCUGAUGAAUGAUACACAAUUAAAUAAAUGAAAAACCAAGUGAUCAAAACGAA